Molecule: messenger RNA, 1709 nt
Organism: Labrus mixtus (cuckoo wrasse)
Lineage: Eukaryota; Metazoa; Chordata; Actinopteri; Labriformes; Labridae
Product: putative gonadotropin-releasing hormone II receptor
Exons: 3
Coding region: 486-1709 (407 amino acids)
Biological process (GO): G protein-coupled receptor signaling pathway
Cellular component (GO): membrane
Molecular function (GO): peptide binding; gonadotropin-releasing hormone receptor activity
Source: RefSeq, a predicted model, not a curated record
AGUUUUCACUUCCUGUGACGUCGUCUUCUUUUAAUCUUCUUUGUCUUUUUUUAAACGUAUUUUAAUCUUUUAUUUUCAUCUUCAGUUGUGUUGCUCCGACUCUGUCGUCCUUUAUCAGACGUGCUGUUUGAAUCCUUUAUUUGCAUUUAUUCUGUUCUUAAUGAUCUCUGAUUGGUCGGUGUGUCUUUACUUCCUGUCGUUUCUUUGUCAAAGCUCUUUGUAAACAUGUCUGCUUUAUUAAUAAAGUUAUUAUUCCUUUUUUGUUAUCUAGAGAAUAUCUGACAGUAGAAACCUCAUCACUGCUUUGUCUGUCGUUGCAGGUUUUUUUUGGUGAUGCUGCAUAUUCAACAGUGUGGAGACCCCCCCUCUGACCCCCCCGGGCCAUACUUCUCUUCACAUCAGCGAGCCUCAGAGAGACAAGCUCACAGGCUCCUCCCUCUCCGUCUUGUGUUUUAUGUUUGAGUGGAGAUUCAGCGGCUCACACAAUGAACGCCUCCUCCAGCUGUGAUCCUCCGCCCAUCAGCAUGUAUCAGCACAGCGCCAGAUGUGACCUGAAUGCCGGCUGUGACGUUCUGCCUCCUCGCUGUAACUGGACCUCAGUGGACACGGGGCUGCAGCUGCCCACCUUCUCUACAGCGGCCAAAGUCAGAGUCAUCAUCACCUUCGUCCUCUGUGGCGUCUCCACCAUCUGUAACCUCGCCGUGCUGUGGGCAGCCAACGGCCGCCACAGCAAAUCACACAUCCGGGUGCUGAUGCUCAACCUGACGGCGGCCGACCUGCUGGUCACCUUCAUCGUGAUGCCGGUGGACGCCGUGUGGAACAUCACGGUGCAGUGGCUGGCCGGCGACCUGGCCUGCAGGUUUCUGAUGUUCCUCAAGCUGCACGCCAUGUACUCCUGCGCCUUUGUCACCGUGGUCAUCAGCCUGGACCGACAGUCUGCUAUUCUCAACCCGUUGGCCAUCAGCACGGCCCACAAGAGGAACAGGGUCAUGCUGAUGGUGGCGUGGACGAUGAGCGCCGUGUUCUCAAUCCCACAGAUGUUUAUUUUCCAUAAUGUGACCAUCACAUAUCCAGCAAACUUUACUCAGUGCACCACUAGAGGGAGCUUUGUCAUGCACUGGCAGGAAACAGCUUACAACAUGUUCACCUUCUGCUGCCUCUUCCUGCUGCCGCUGGUGAUAAUGAUCGUCUGUUACAGCCGGAUCUUCAUCCAGAUCUCAAGACUGCUGACCAAAAAGAACCGAUCACCCGAUGAGACACAUCUGCGCUGCUCGAAGAACAACAUCCCCAAAGCCCGGAUGAGAACUCUGAAAAUGAGCAUGGUCAUCGUGAUCUGCUUCAUCGUCUGCUGGACUCCGUACUACCUGCUGGGGUUCUGGUACUGGUUCUUCCCUGACAACCUGGAGGGAAAAGUCUCCCACUCCCUCACCCACAUCCUCUUCAUCUUCGGUCUUUUCAACACCUGCCUGGACCCCGUCGUUUACGGACUCUUCGCCAUCCGCUUCCCUAAGCGUCUGAGGAGCGGCCGCAGUAGAGCUGCAGUGAUGUCAGAGCUGCAGACAGACACUGUGACCAUGGAGGCUCUGAAGUCCACUGCGUCAGGGUCUGCUAAAAGAGGCACGACCACCGGGGACAAAGAGAGAAGCAGUGCACAGGCUACAUCAUUAAAAGGAAACACUGGACUGUUCAGCACUGAGAGCACCAUGUGA